Messenger RNA from Hydractinia symbiolongicarpus, 2149 nucleotides. Its product is annotated as elongation of very long chain fatty acids protein 4-like. Gene Ontology annotation, molecular function: fatty acid elongase activity. The record is from RefSeq and is a predicted model, not a curated record. The coding region runs from base 168 to 1094 and encodes 308 amino acids. The transcript is spliced from 7 exons. Gene Ontology annotation, biological process: sphingolipid biosynthetic process; fatty acid elongation, monounsaturated fatty acid; fatty acid elongation, polyunsaturated fatty acid. Gene Ontology annotation, cellular component: endoplasmic reticulum membrane. Lineage: Eukaryota; Metazoa; Cnidaria; Hydrozoa; Anthoathecata; Hydractiniidae.
CAUCACGUAGGCACUUGACAUCAGAUGAAGACAGUUAUGUAACAUCUAUAUGACUCUCCUUCCAAAUGAUAUACCAUGAGAAGGUUUAUGUAAUACAAAACCGAAAAGAAUACAUGUGUGAUAAUAUGUUUUGACGAUCUUUGUUUUUUUAGUUUUAAAAAAUAAAAAUGGAUGCUAUAACAAAGCUGCAAGAUUUUUACAACAAAGUGGAUUUAAUGAGUGAUCCACGAACAAAUAAUUGGUUAUUUGUCACAAGCCCUAUUCCCACAUACUCUCUAUCUUUAUUUUACAUAUUAUUCUCGUGGAAAAUUGGUCCUGCUUUAAUGAGGAAAAGACAGCCGAUGCAACUUAAACAUUCUUUAAUUAUAUACAACAUUGCAAUGACAUACUUAAACUUUCAUAUAUUUAAAGAGUUAUUACUUGGAAUGAUAGAAGCUGGAUAUUCUUUCCCAUGUCAACCAUAUGAUCAAAGUACUGCAGCUCCUCAUAUCCGAAUUGCGGCAGGAAUUUGGUGGUACUAUGUUUCAAAGUUAAUUGAAUUUAUAGACACAUUAUUCUUUAUCUUACGGAAGAAAGAUAGCCAUAUCUCAUUUUUGCAUGUGUAUCAUCAUUCUACAAUGCCUUUGUUGUGGUGGAUUGGAACAAAGUGGGUACCAGGUGGUCAAUCUGCUCCUGCUGCUCUUAUCAACGCUUUCAUUCACAUCAUAAUGUAUUCCUACUAUGGACUAGCUGCAUUGGGACCAGCUUAUCAAAAAUAUCUAUGGUGGAAAAAGUAUCUUACUCAAAUGCAAUUGAUCCAGUUUUGUAUUGCGUUAACGGUAGCUGUAUAUUCCCUCGCCACUGGAUGUGACUUUCCACAAUGGAUGAGCUGGGCGCUUAUCUUGUACAUGAUCUCAUUCUUAAUCUUGUUUGGUAAUUUCUACUUACAAGCUUAUAUUAAAAGAUCAGCCAAACGUCACAAAAAAAGUGAAGAGGUUGUGAAGAAUGGCACAACGAAAUGCGAAAAUAAUGGUAAGGUUAAUAAAACCACCAAUGGUGUUGCUUCUGGAAACCAUUACGAUUUACGGCGCCGAGAAGAUAAAAAAGAAAGUUAAAGAUUGUAGGUACUUUUAUAAGCAGGACGGCUAAAGUAAAUACUCAGUAUAUUUACAGAUGCGUUAGUAUAUUUUUCCUAUUUUCAUCUUUUAUAACGCAGCAACAUUUUUUCGGAGAACUUAUAUUUGUAUUUUGUACUCUGGCGAGUUUUUUUACGACGGAUCCUGAUUAAAUAUAAAUUGUAAAGCCUCUAUUUGUCAAACAAGUUGAUUUUUUAGCGGAAUUAUGAAGAGCGAGUUUUUAACUUGUUUGUUCAGUUUUAUAACUUUUGUUACUUUUUUAUAUUUGUUGUUGUCUCGUUUAUCCGUCUUUUAUCAUCAUAGUGAUGCAACUUAAAUCCAUAGAGUUAAAAUUUAUUCAGUGCCAUAGAAUUUAGUGACUGCCAGGAUCAAAAAAGAUUUUGAAAAUUAGCACCUCUAGAUUGCCGGAAAACUUAUUGAAAUCCAACGAAAUUGUUUUCAUAUCAAAGCUAUUAAAGUAAGUAAAAAAACAGCUAAAAAUUUGUUGGGGUACUCUCAUCUCCGGGUUGUCCUUCCUUUUAUUACUCUUUCUUGCAAAAAUUUCCGCCCAUUGCAAAUCAUAUCCAAAUAAUUUGUCGUUGAAACAACAAAUUCAGUGCAAUGGGUGGGUGUUAAAUAGGAGAAGAAAACAAAUUUGUUAAUUCGUAUCCCCUCUCCGGCACUGUUACUUCAUUCACCCAACUAUCACAUGCGUAUUGUUUGUAGUGUUACAUAUACAUUGUGUUGCAUGCAUCAUUUGCGGUUAUAUACAUAGUGCUGCAUACAUCAUAUAGUGUUAUAAACAAUAGUGUUGCAUACAUCAUAUAGUAUUACGUACGUGGCGCGACAUACAUCAUAUGGUGCUGCGUACUUUGUUUUUAUGUCAUAUAAAUGUUUAUGUUCGUUUACACAGCCUUAAGGCUGCACGUAAAGUGUCGUUUAUAUUUUAAAGUAUAUGAAAUGUAAGAUGUUUUUAAUGUAGUUUUUUCGUAGAAUUUUUUGAUUUUGAAACAUAUAAUAUUAUAUAUCAGAUUACAUUAUGAGAUUGAAAGCAA